This is a messenger RNA of Ochlerotatus camptorhynchus, 2087 nucleotides long. Its product is annotated as probable serine/threonine-protein kinase mps1. The record is from RefSeq and is a predicted model, not a curated record. Bases 973 to 1770 code for a protein of 265 amino acids. The transcript is spliced from 6 exons. Lineage: Eukaryota; Metazoa; Arthropoda; Insecta; Diptera; Culicidae.
CGGUCGCUCAGUUCCGUGUGGACAAGCGUGCCGAUAAGACAACCCGACACAGAAGACACCGCUCACUACCAAGUAUAAGAGAUAAUCUUCCUUCGGUAAGAGUAUCGGUCCUGCCUAUAUCGGGUUGCUUCUUAUCAGUUCAAUUACGUUUAUCAAUUUAUUGGUGCGCAGACUUCGGUGGUACCGCGCGGAACCAAUCUACCUACACGUCAUUGUAUCACAACUACGUGAGAUAUUAAAUCGGAGAUUUCCGACCAUAGGACGCACAAGUGCACUGCGAACGUCCGAAGCGACAACAACACGUCACAUAGCCGGUGCUAAUUUGAUUAAUUUUUGUGCUGCUUCUCCGAAGAGGUUUCAAACAACAAGAGCGUCGAAUUUCGCAGAUCUUGCGAAGAAGCGGAUACGCGGUUUCCAGUUCCUCAGUGAGCGGUGAUUAAUUUUGCGUCACAUUGCCUCAGAAGUAGGCUAUACUGCGCAGCUUAGCUCACUUGGAUGGUAUUUAUUGAUUGGAUGUGAAGGAAUGUAGUUUAUUCGGGGUAUUCCAAGUAACCAGUCCGCAAGAAAAUUCAAGUGUCGCGAAGGUGAUGUGUAUUGUGCUCUAUGAGUAAUAUCUAGUGAAUAACCAACGGAUCAAUACAGUCUGUACCAAAUAGAACCGGUAUUGUCCGUCGGCAAAAUAGCUACGAAGAAUUGUGUGUGUGCGUAGACGGAUUAACCUAUCGAAAGUGUGACCGAUAGAGCGUAAGAUAUGCUAAGUGUUUUGAUCAAUUGUUGUGAUCGGUAAACGUGUGCGAAAAAAAAGGUUCAAGGUGCUAAUAUUUAAAACGCAUCAAAUUUGUUUCAUCAGCUCAACUCACGGUAGUUCUACGAACCAAUUCCGUGAGAUCUGAAGUCAUCUUCUGGAUAAAAGAGUUGCAUCAAAAUAAGAAUUGCUAUCAGUGCUUCCUUCGAACCGUGUGUAAAACGAAGAUGAAGGUCAACUUGCGAGUGCUGCUGUCGUUUCUAGUCUUUGUAGCUGCAAAAUCCGAGUUUGCCAAUGGUACCCCGAUCGGUCUUGCCGAUAAGCCAAACAAUGGAUCUUCCACCGAGUUGACAACAGGCGAAACGGCUUCGAACCCUAAAGAGCCACCGUUGAUCUUCCCCAAGGAUAGCAGCGUGUACAAGAUUGUGGAAAAUGAUACAGCUCUAAAAAUCCUGCAGGCCCGAGCUGCAGUCGAGAAACCGAAGGACGGGAAGAGCAGUGCAACGGAUGAGGGUCAAAACGUGCAACGGCAACCGCUUGCAUCGGUAGGAGGCACGGUCAGCAAUGAUGAGUCAAUUAAGGCGACUGGCAGCAGUAGCAAUAAUAAGAAUAACGGUAACAACGCCACCCUGUCGUCAUCGAACAGCAAUGAUGGCGAGAAGAAAGACACGGAUGACGACUAUAAUAGCAGUGAGGAGGACGAAGAUAAACCCGAUAGUCAGGAGGACGACACUGAUUAUGAUGCCGAAGAACUUCAACCGGAAGAUCCGGUUCUAGAAGAUGGACUGGAAGAACAGUUUGGAAACAAGCAAAUUCAUUACCCCUUAAUAAUUGACAAUGCAACCAUCGAGGUGUCGGCCAUGCGGCAGGAGCACAUAUGGAUCAUCAUGGUAGGCGCAAUCAUUGUGUUAGCACUUGCAGCCUACAUUGCAAUGGUGCUCUAUCGGAACCGAUUAGAACAACGAUACGGAAUGCGACAGCGUCUGGUUACGGAAGAUGAUUACUAUUCGAAUAAUGAAAUUUAAUACUCUUUGAAUGCUGCUUCUCAGGUCUACCAAUGAAAGAAACAAAGCACACAAAAUAGCAAGCAAUCCGCCAAGAUGUGAUCAACAAUGGAGAUAUCAAACUACAACAAUAACAACAACAACCAACAAAUCGUAGCUCAUUAGAAAUAUAUGAACCAGAAUAGCAUUAUCAAGUAGUGAAACUUACGAACAAUAUUGAUAUAGGGGAAAUGGCUCUAAUGUUGGCCUAUGGAUCAUUUUUUUUUUUCGUAGAGCAAUGCGUCAUCUGGACAAUCCAAAUGGAUAUUUUUGGUCACUAGUGAAACAUUUUGAAACAA